This is a messenger RNA of Perca fluviatilis (European perch), 1897 nucleotides long. Its product is annotated as collagenase 3-like. Gene Ontology annotation, molecular function: zinc ion binding; metalloendopeptidase activity. The transcript has 10 exons. Gene Ontology annotation, cellular component: extracellular matrix. The coding region runs from base 8 to 1432 and encodes 474 amino acids. The record is from RefSeq and is a predicted model, not a curated record. Lineage: Eukaryota; Metazoa; Chordata; Actinopteri; Perciformes; Percidae. Gene Ontology annotation, biological process: collagen catabolic process; proteolysis; extracellular matrix organization.
AGGAAGCAUGAGGUCUUGCAGUCUGUGCAUCAUCCUGAGCCUGGCGGUGGCAGUUUACUGCGUACCUGUAUCACAAGUCACUGAGCAAGAUGAACAUGAUGCAGAGAGCUACCUGAAGAAAUUCUUCAACCUAACAGAGGAGAAAGGUCCCACUAGCAGACGUGGGGUCAGCGCGGUGAGCAGGAAGCUGAGUGAGAUGCAGAGAUUCUUUGGCCUCCGUAUCACCGGGACUCUGGAUGCUGACACCAUGACGACGAUGAAGAAGCCCCGCUGUGGCGUCCCAGACACCAACAUUGCCAGUUUCUCCACGUUUGGAAAAAACCUCAAGUGGGAGAAAAACAGCCUUACCUACAGGAUAGAGAACUACACACCUGACAUGUCUGUGUCAGAGGUAGAUGACUCCAUAGAGAAAGCGCUGCAGGUUUGGGCCAAAGUCACUCCUCUGAGAUUCACAAGAAUCCAAAGUGGCACCGCUGACAUCAUGAUCUCCUUUGGCCGCCAAGCACAUGGUGAUUUUUACCCCUUUGAUGGCCCUGAUGGCACUCUUGCCCAUGCCUUCGCCCCGGGCACUGGCAUUGGAGGAGACGCUCAUUUCGAUGACGAUGAGAAUUUCACUCUCCGCUCCACCAGAGGCUACGUCCUCUUCCUGGUGGCUGCCCAUGAGUUUGGCCACUCCCUGGGCUUGUCUCACUCUGAUGAUCCUGGUGCUCUCAUGUACCCUGUGUACUCAUACAGAAACCCAGACACCUUUGUUCUGCCCCGGGAUGAUGUCAACGGCAUCCAGUCUCUCUAUGGUAGAAACUCUGUUAAGGAUCCCUCUGUAGAUAAACCUCAGCCCCCCACCACCCCUGAUGUCUGUGAUUCAACCAUGGUCUUGGAUGCUGUCACCACCCUGCGAGGAAAGAUGCUCUUCUUCAAGGACAGCUUCUUCUGGCGGAGCUACCCUCAGAGCAAUACACCUCAGCAAAGUCUCAUCACAAACUUCUGGCCCAAAGCCCCCACCCACAUCGACGCUGCUUAUGAAAGCAAACAGUCAGACAGAGUCUUUCUCUUUAAAGAUCGUAGAGUGUGGGCCUUCGCUGGCUAUAAUCUUGUGCGUGGCUACCCCAAAAAACUUUCCAGUUUUGGUCUGCCCAGAAGUGUGAAGAAAAUCGAUGCGGCCCUCUAUGACGUGGAAUCCGGCAAGACUCUGUUCUUUGUAGACCGCAUUUACUACAGUUAUGAUGAGACCAGAAAGACCAUGGACCAGGGAUUCCCCAAGCUAGUGGAUCAGACAUUUUCCGGCCUGACCGGCAAGGUGACUGCAGCUCUCCAGUACAGAGGUUUUACUUACAUCUACAGCGGACCGUACAUGUUUGAGUACAGCCUGAGGACUGGGAGGUUGUUCCGGAUGCUGAGGAACAGCUACUUCCUGCGCUGCACUAACUUCUAGAGCAGUUUACUGGCCAAGCUGUUUAUGUAGCCACUGUGAAUGAGAAUGAAUGUACACUAGCAGUGUUAAAACAGUACUUUUUAAGUAAAAAUCUCUUAUUCAAAAUGGUAUAUUUUCAACAUUUAAUUGUAUCAAAUGCAUUUCGCAAACAUGCAGUAUAUAAAUACUGAUAUUAUUUUUUUUAGAUAUUGUACAUAUGUCGGUUAUUUGUAUGUGUACUUUGCAGUAUUGAAGUUAUGAGACUUUUCAGCCAUCUUGGAAAUUGUAUAUUUAGUCAAAGGUUUAAUCAGAGGGUCAUACUGUCAGGAAGCUCCUGAUGGCCUCUGAUUAGACUAAUCAAGCAAGUCCAUAGCAUUGGACCUAUUACUGCUGGUUAUAUUGCUGCUGUGCUUUACUGUAUAUUUGCAAUCUAAUGAUAUUGGUAACCUUUUAUAAUAACCAUCAAUAAUAAAUGGUAAGUUGAUA